ACGAGUGUUUGUUGAUAAAACGUGCAAUUUUUAAUGUUUGAAAUCACCGCGGUUAUCGAUCAGAUCAAUUAGUGUAAUUAGAUAUAGAAAGUGCACCGGGUGAAUAGAAGUGAUAAAAUGGUCAAGAUAAUAUUUUUGCACCCGGACUUGGGUAUCGGAGGAGCUGAGCGGUUGGUCGUGGAUGCUGCACUGGCUUUUAGGAAUAAAGGACACCAAGUCUCUUUUUACACGAACCAUUAUGAUCCUACGCAUUGCUUCUCAGAAACGAGAGAUGGGAGCUUUCCUGUGACCGUGGUCGGGGACUGGAUUCCACGUUCUAUUUUUGGUCGUUUUAAGGCCGCAUGUGCGUACGUGCGAAUGAUAUACGCGGCAGUGUAUUUAGCUUGGUAUGUAAUACCAGUUGAAGAACCCACCCUAAUUUUCUGUGAUUUGAUAUCUAUAUGCAUUCCAUUUUUGAAAAUGGCGAGAGGGCCUUUCAGAGUAGUAUUUUAUUGUCAUCAUCCAGAUAAACUGCUGUCCGAAGAAGGAGGGUUAUUAAAGAAACUUUACAGGGCUCCAUUGAAUUGGCUUGAAGAGUUGACAACUUCCAAGGCUGAUCAGGUUUUAGUGAAUAGCAAAUACACUGCUAGAGUGUACAAAGAUGCAUUCAAGAAUAUAAAAGAAUUGCCAGAUAUUUGCUAUCCAUCAAUCAACACAGAGUUCUUUAGAACAACAUCUCCCAUGCCUUUGAAAGAGGCUGUUCCUCUUGGCACUGACAAAUACAUUUUCCUCUCCAUAAAUAGAUAUGAGAGAAAAAAGAACCUUCAAUUAGCUUUAAGGGCAUUUGAGAAUUUAAAACAUAUAGUUCCUGAACCAGAUUGGAGCAGGGCACACUUAAUAAUGGCUGGAGGCUUUGACCCAAUUAAUCUAGAAAAUAUGGAACACUACAUGGAAUUGACAGAUUUGGCAGCAGAGCUUGAUAUUGAAGAUAAAGUGACAUUUUUAAAAUCGCCUAAAGACAAUGAAAAGGUGUCUCUACUUUAUCAUUGUAGGGCUCUUGUAUACACUCCAUCAAAUGAGCACUUUGGUAUUGUGCCAUUAGAAGCAAUGUACUACUGCAAGCCUGUCAUCGCUGUCAACAGUGGUGGCCCAACUGAGACUGUAGUGAAUGAUGUCACUGGCUUCCUGUGUGAGCCCACCAGCGAGUCUGUUGCACAAGCCAUGAGCACAUUGAUGCUGACUCCCGACCUUGGAGAGAGGCUGGGAGAAGCGGGCAGAAAGAGAUUUGAAACAAAGUUUUCCUUUGAUGCAUUUACUGAACAAUUGGAUGGUAUCCUCACCAGAGAAAGGCAGAUUAUUUCCGAGGCUAGGGCUAUUGAUUAUGAACAGAAGAAACGCAAAUAACAGUCUGCCGACACUCAUACAGUGUGUGAUCUUGUAUGAGUGUUCUAUAACCAAAGAACUUUAUGUAUCAAGAAAAACUAGUAUAGUUUUGCUUUUCAUUUUGUGUUAAAUAUUUUGUUUAACCUCUCGUCUGUGCGUGAUUAGGAUCCUGACCACAUUUUAAGGCCAUCUUCUUGUACUAUUUUCGCAAAUGAGUUUUUUUGCUCUAUAUGGCACAACCAAGGCUUGAACCCACAACUUUUUGACCCAGCCACAUAUGACAGGUUUAUUUUUUGUGUGUAUUCAAUGAUCUUGAAACUUUAUCGAGUGUUAAUGAUACUGUUUUGCUUUUUAUGUAUGUGCUGAUUUUAUAAUAUAGUUGUUAGCUGUAGCUUCCUUAAAUUAACCAAAAUGUUCUAAUAAUAAAUAUAAAAUUAAAUCUUGUACAAUGAUAGUUAAAUUAAAUAGGAAAUGAGGCAAAUGAUUAAUGUUGUAUAAUUAUCUAGAUCCCGUACUAUAUGUAGAUAGUUACGUAAAACAUAAACAGCAUUUAGCACAAAAGUGGCAUAUUUUAAUUAACAGUAAUAAGUAAGUGAAAGGGCAAUAAGCAAUUUCCCAUAUUUUUAAAUGUCUUAUAUAUAAAUCAAUGUGUUGUUGUAAAUAUUGUAAUAAAUGUUUAAGCAGUU
Molecule: messenger RNA, 2048 nt
Organism: Cydia pomonella (codling moth)
Lineage: Eukaryota; Metazoa; Arthropoda; Insecta; Lepidoptera; Tortricidae
Gene: Alg2
Product: alpha-1,3/1,6-mannosyltransferase ALG2
Exons: 1
Coding region: 118-1383 (421 amino acids)
Molecular function (GO): alpha-1,3-mannosyltransferase activity; GDP-Man:Man(1)GlcNAc(2)-PP-Dol alpha-1,3-mannosyltransferase activity
Source: RefSeq, a predicted model, not a curated record